This is a messenger RNA of Canariomyces notabilis, 2073 nucleotides long. Its product is annotated as YVTN repeat-like/Quino protein amine dehydrogenase. NCBI's taxonomy places the organism in Eukaryota, Fungi, Ascomycota, Sordariomycetes, Sordariales, Chaetomiaceae. The transcript is spliced from 2 exons. The coding region runs from base 1 to 2073 and encodes 690 amino acids. The record is from RefSeq and is a predicted model, not a curated record. Gene Ontology annotation, molecular function: protein binding.
AUGGAGUACAUCGACGACGAGGGUCUGGGGCCAGAACCCGAAUCCGACGCCACUGACCAGGGAGAAGACGAGGACGAGGAAGAAGAGGACGACGACUAUCAGGAGAGCCUCUCCUACGAGCCUCAUCACGUCUUCCCCAUCCACCAUCACCAUCCAAUGUCCUUCUCCCAUCAAUCAGCCUAUUAUCAGGAUCUGGACGGCUACUCCUCAGACGAUCUGGACGAGUCCGAUGGGAACGGCGCAGCCCUGGUGGAGUACGCAGGUCCUGGGCUGCUAGACCCCAACAUGGACGUGAACAGUAGUUUUUCAGAAGCCGGCAGCGAGCUCGACUACUCCAGCGAAAGUGAUGAGAGUGGCGAGAGUAGCCCGGACUCAGCACUGGAUGAUGCGAACACUCCCCUGACUAUGACCUUCAUGGGUACCCUUCCUCAGCCUUUGGUACCACCAGCGGUACCUAACCCUCCCGGCCUGUCCUUGCCGUUCGAGCAGCUCGCUGCAGAUGCCACCGGUCAGGCCCUUGCCGCAUGGUACGAGGGUACUCACCCCGUUGCAUUGUCAAACCCAAAUCCAACCACCAUUGGACCAAGCAACUACGGCCUGACCGACUUCUUACAUCAUUGGGCACGUCAGAGCCGCAUCCUACAUGGAUUGGCUCGAGGUAGGUGUCCAUGGCCCGCCGAGGUCAACGACUUGGCUUCGUCGGACCUUAGGCGGGUGUCCUACAACGAUCUUCAGGGUGAUGGGUGCGAUUUCCAGGGCGUCAACUGGAAAAGAAUCGGCGUUACGAGGAGCGCAGCUCGGGAGCGCCGGCUUCUUACCUACAGCAACUACGUUAACGUCCCAGACUCGGACAGGUGGACUCCAAAUCUCCCCGAUGUAGCACUUCCUCGGAGCGAAGCCUUCUUCCGCUUUAGGUGUAUGGACAUAAGACACAACGUCAACUUGUCGCACUUUCAGUUGCGGAAUGUGCUGGCAACUACCUCGAGGUCGCGCGCCUUCUACCCGGGCAUGGGCGCCGUCCAUCAGUUUAACCCCACGUCAGGCCACGGCCGUGCUGUGAUAAGGCUCAGCGACGCGGUCGGUUCACAAAUCUCGGCCUUGGACGCUGGCCAUGGCGUUCUUGUUGCUGGCAGCUUCCAUGGCGAAUACUUCAUUCGCCACUUGGACUCUGGGGAGCCCGAGAGCGAGGCUUGCCGGAAAGGCAUCAUAACCAACGACCUAAGCGGCAUCACGAACCAUGUCCGGGUCCAUCAAGCCCGAACUUCCUCAGCCCCAUUAGCCUCGCUAGCCUCCAACGACAAAGUUUUCCGCGUUCUGGAUCUAGCCACCGAGACAUGGCUGUCUGAAGAGACGUUCGACUUUCCCCUGAACUGCAGCGCUUUGUCCCCUGACGGACGCCUUCGCGUCAUGGUGGGUGACAGCCUCGACGUUCUCAUCACGGCGGCCGAGUCCACCGUCGGAGGAGGUCGGCCCGAGAUUUUCCACAGGCUGCCUGGGCAUCGCGACUACGGCUUCGCCUGCGAUUGGGCCGACAACGGCUGGACAAUCGCAACCGCCUUCCAGGACAAAGCCAUCAAGAUAUGGGACGCCCGGUGGCUCGCCGACAGCUCAGGAGCUUCGGCGCCCGUCUGCACCAUUCGCAGCGAGAUGGCGGGCGUGCGGAGCCUCAAGUUUUCGCCCGUUGGCAGCGGAAAACGGGUGCUCGUCGCGGCGGAGGAAGCCGACUUUAUCAACAUCAUCGACGCCGAGACCUUCCGCUCCAAGCAGACAGUCGAUGUCCUUGGUGAGCUCGGCGGCGUUGCCUUUGCGAAUGGCGGGCAGGACCUCGUGGUUCUGUGCUGCGAUCACACUCGCGGCGGCAUCCUGCAGCUGGAAAGAUGCGGGCUGACAGGCGGCGAUGACGAGGACGAGGAAGAGGAACCGUCAUUGUGGGAUUCGGACGAUUACACUCAGUGGCGCAGAGGGAGUUCGACCACCCGCGACUGGCCAAGGUCUAUCUUCACCGAGCGGAGGCGCAUCGCUUCGCGCCGCCACGGCAGUGUUGCGUCGAGGGUGGAGAUUGAGCCGUUUUGA